AAAGCCCUUCGUGCAUCGCCUGCUGCUGGUUCCUCCACAUUGUUAAAGCCUCCUGGUUCCGCUCAGGAACCUCCACUGGGUUGAUCUGAGGCUCGGGUACCAACACAGACCGCUGAGCAUCACCAUCUGUUCUUCUGCUUCUUCUUCUGCUGCUCUGAACAACACAGGCCGUUGCCAUGACAACAGACGAGGCGGAGAGUCACCAGAAGAAGCCGAGGCAGCAGGAGGAAGCCGGCCAGGACGCCAGGCCGCCCUCACCGGAGGAGGAGCAGCUCCGGCCUCGCAACCGCAACUCCGCCGGCCGCGGCCUCUCCCGCCUCUUCUCCUCCUUCCUGAAGAGGCGCUCGCAGUGCGAGAGCGAGGCGGGAGAGAAGGACAACAAGGAGGAAGAAGAAGAAGCUAAGGCGCCCAUCGCCGACCCUGAACCUGAGCUGAGGGCAGAGGGAGAGGUCGCCCUGGACCAGCACUCAGUCAGCAGCGCGGAGGCUCAGGCCGUCCAGGUGGAGAAGAAAGAAGCGGAGGAGGAGGAGGAGGAGGGUGGAAAGGACAAAGAGAACGCCAAGGAGAAAGGAGAGGAGGCCACCCUGGAGAAGGAGGACAAGGAGAAGGAGAAGGAGGAGGAGGAGAAGGAGAAGGAGAAGGAGUCUGGUCCUGAAGGAGGCAGUAAGAAAGAGGAAGAGGAGGAGGAGGAGGAGGAGGAGAAGAUGACAGAGGAGGAGGCCAAAGCUCCCAGAGCUCCACGGCGACCCAAGACCAUGCAGAUCAAAGUCACCCUGCUGGACGACGCUCUGUAUGAGUGUGAGCUGGACAAACAUGCAAAAGGCCAGGAGCUGUUCAUGAAGGUGUGUGACCACCUCAACCUGCUGGAGAAGGACUACUACGGCCUGGUCGUCUGGGAGACGGGCACCAUGAAGGUUUGGAUGGACCUCACCAAGGAGAUCCGCCGGCAGGUACAAGGUGAGCAGAACUUUACCACAGGUGCCAGCUAUAAUUUCACCUUUAAUGUGAAGUUCUAUCCGCCGGACCCGGCCCAGCUGUCUGAAGACAUUACGAGGUACUACCUGUGUCUCCAGCUGAGGAAGGACAUCCUGCAGGGACGCCUCCCCUGCUCCUUCGUCACCCUGUCCCUGCUGGGCUCCUACGCCCUGCAGUCGGAGCUGGGCGAGUACGACCCGGAGGUGCACGGCAACGAGUACACCAAGGAUAUGAAGAUGGCCCAGGGUCAGACCAAGGAGCUGGAGGACAAGAUGAUGGAGCUGCACCGUACAUACAGGUCGAUGAGUCCGGCCCAGGCUGACAUGAUGUUCCUGGAGAACGCCAAAAAACUCUCCAUGUACGGCGUGGACCUCCACCAGGCCAAGGAUCUGGACGGUGUGGACAUCAUGCUGGGGGUCUGCUCCAGCGGUCUGAUGGUUUACAAAGACAAGCUGAGGAUCAACCGGUUCCCCUGGCCCAAAGUCCUGAAGGUCUCGUACAAACGCAGCAGCUUCUUCAUCAAGAUCAGACCGUCCGAGGUGGAACAUUAUGAGAGUGCGAUUGGCUUCAAACUACCCAACUACAAGGCGGCCAAGAAGCUGUGGAAAGUGUGUGUAGAACAUCACACCUUCUUCAGGCUGACCUCCACUGAGAUGGCCACCACUCCCAGGAAGUUCCUGGCGUUGGGCUCUAAGUUCCGCUACAGCGGUCGGACUCAGGCUCAGACCAGACAGGCCAGCUCUCUGAUCGACAGACCGGCUCCUCUGUUCCAGCGCUCCUCCAGCAAGAGGAACUCCCGCAGCCUGGAUGGAGCCAUGGCGUCCACUCCCGACAAUAGAUCCACUCGUCCGGUCAGCGCCCCCGUUAUGUCGCCGGUAUCUCCCGGGGAGGCGUCUCCCUCGCCGCUGCUAACCACCCUGCAUCGCUCCCACCACCGAGACGGCUCCACGCCCAGAGGCCACCGCUCUGCAGGCAGGAAGGCAGAGCUAAAGGCAGAGAGUCAGCAGGCGGAGUACACCAAGAGCCACAGCCCCAGACCAGAGUCCACUCCAGAGAUCAAGACGGUGGCGAGGAGAGAGCGGAGGCACUCCCCCUCCGUGACCACCGCCAACGGGGAAAGAGAGAAAAAGAGCCAGCACUCUCCUCAGGACAGAACAAAGACGGAGAUGGUGCGAGUGAGGAAGAAAAGAGCUAAGAAACUUGAGGGUGAAACUAUUUAUAUCAGACAUAGCAAUUUAAUGUUGGAGGACCUGGAUAAGACCCAAACUGGGAUCAUGCGUCACCACACGAGCAUCAGCGAGCUGAAGAGGAGUUUCAUGGAGUCGGUGCCGGAGCCUCGGCAGAGCGAGUGGGACAAGCGUCUGUCCACCAACUCACCUUUCCGCACGGCGAGCAUCAACGGUCAGCUGCAGCCAGCGGGGAGGAUGUCCACAGUACCUGCGCACAGAGUAGAUGGUGGCGUGUCCGAGUCUGGGCCAGUCUCCCCAGUCAGAUCCCCUCCUCCUCCACCUCCAUCCUCCCCUCCUCCUCCUCUUCCUCCUCCUCCUCCACCUCCAUCCUCCCCUCCUCCUCCUCUUCCUCCUCCUCCUCCUCCUCCAUCCUGUCCUCCGUGUUCAGACAAUGACACUGAAGGUCAGAGAGGAUCUCAGUCCUCCGAUCCGCCGGCGUUUCCCUCCGGCUCUCGGCUCUCCUCCACCCACAACUUGAAGACACAGUUUCUAUCCCAGACAUGAGGUCCUGCACAAUAACUCAUUUUUUAAUACUCAAUAAAUCCAGCCAUAACAGCACUUUUUUAGCUGAAAGCCUGAGGCACAAUUUUAGUAAUUUCAUAUUAUUGCUGAGUGCUAGGAAUUAUGAUGACACCUAUAAUAGAUGUAGUCUCCAUUGCAUCAUCCGCCAGUUUAAAAUUCCCAGAUUCUCCCUGAGCCAGUAGAUUCCUGCCGGCUAAAAGCAGAUCUUGCCUUCGAUGCAGUACUACCCCCCCGCCUCCCCUCCCAUUGUGUGCAGCGCAGAAUUACCUUAAAACGUGUUUCAUGUUAAGCUCCCCAGAGGUAGCAUCUUUCCUAUUCCCACCAUGGAACAGAUUUAUUUAUUAAUCCUCAGUACACUCCUCUUCCACUCCUUCCUUCCUUCCUUCCUUCCUUCCUUCCUUCCUUCCCUCCCUCCCUACUUAUCAUCUUCAUAUAAACUACAGAAUCCUUCAUGUCUGUUUUCCUGUCAGAGGAGCUCAGCGCCUGCUCAUUCUCUGAUUCAUGUUUGGGUUUGAAUGUUUAAUGAACAGCUGAUAGUCAGUUAAUCCUCCUCCUUCAGAUACGGUUGUUUACUUGCAGCGGAAACAAAUGAUGGUCAAAUUAUUACAAAUAGCAGUAGCCUAGUAAUUCACCCUUUACUAUGUGGUGCCUUCAAAUGAAACUGGUGACGUUGUGUUUACAACACGGGAAGCCGUGUACACGAUAUGUGUGGCGUUCAAGUGGUUAAGUUGUGAGAACACCGGAAUAUCAACAUUUUCCAUUUAUAAAAUUACGAAGAAAAACAAUAUAUGCCUAAAAUUACAAUAUAUUAACUUAUUAUGUACCGAAAAAAUGAGUUCCGCCAUUUCUGUCAACGUCAACAAACACGUCAGAAGUCGUGAACUCUGAAAUUUCAGAAACUUUCCACUUCCGAGGUCGUGAAUACGACAUGAGGGAGCGUUCAUAUAGGCCCGACUCGUAAACACGGUAAACAUGGUAAACGCAUUAAACACGUUAAACACGGUAAACACGUUAAACACGGUAAACACGUUAAACACCUUAAACACGUUAAACACGUUAAACACGGUAAACACGGUAAACACAGUAAACACGUUAAACACGUUAAACACGUUAAACACGUUAAACACGUUAAACACGGUAAACACGGUAAACACGUUAAACACGGUAAACACGUUAAACACGGUAAACACGCUAAACACGUUAAACACGCUAAACACGCUAACCACGCUAAACACGAUAAACACGUUAAACACGAUAAACACGUUAAACACGUUAAACACGUUAAACACGAUAAACACGUUAAACACGGUAAACACGUUAAACACGAUAAACACGUUAAACACGUUAAACACGAUAAACACGUUAAACACGGUAAACACGAUAAACACGUUAAACACGUUAAACACGAUAAACGCGACCCCAUUUGAAGGCACCACAUGUUACCCGCUCCCCUUAGUUACCGUUGCUACCCCCGUCAAGCUCUCCAUUCUAGUGCUGCUUGUACGCAUGUUACCAUGAUAACAGCAGCAGAUUUACCGCCUUCACAGAGGCAGACCAAAGUAGGCCAGGUUAGUUUUAUCAGCUCCAGCGAGCUCAUUAAUGAACUCUUAACUGUGAGCGUUCAGCAAGCUUCAAUAAGAAGAAUGGAUAGUCAGAGAUUCCUCCGCGUACCACCGGUGGUACGUGUGCCACCGUUUGAGAACCGCUGGUUUAGAUACUCUGGCUUGUUCACAACCUGUCUGAUCUGGAUCAUGAUUUCUUGCCCUGUCAGACUUUGUUGUGCGAUGUCACCGUGUUCUCAGAUCCUGGCAUUACUUUGGGGAGUACAAUGUUUUAUGAUAAAAAUGACAGCCAAAGCUACGGGAAUAAAAUCCAAACUGAUAUAAACCAGAAUUUCCCUCUAAGUGACGUCUUUCUCAACCGUCUCUUCAGUGCAUCUUAAGGCGAUAAGUGAAUCCUGAAAAUCCUCUUUCCGUUGUAGUCGCUGUGUAACUAUGAAAAUAAACUAUGACACUAUUGUCACAGUUCUAACCACACACAAGUAGAACCAGACUUCUACAGGUUCAUAUUCAGACAGUGAGCCACGCAGCAUCUUAACGCUGUCAUAAUGGGAGAUUGAGCUCACUUGACCUUCCCAGAGCUAACCGAUGGCGUAACUGUCUGUUCACGUUAACGCUCUUCUGUCAGACAACAAACAACUUACUUUAACAGCUACAGGGGACAUCUUGUAAAACCACCCCCCCUGUCCCUUCCAUGCUCCAUACCCAACCCUCCCACCCCCCCUGUAUUUUCCCUCCAACCUCCUCUUCCUCCAUCCCCUCCCUCAUCCUUCUAUCUUCCGUCUCCUGUCAGUUGACCAUAUCCCACUUGUCUGUUCAUUGUUAUCUGUCUCUCUUGGUCUGCCGCUGCCGAGCACAGCGAGGGAGGCAGACUCUGUUCGGACACAAGGUAAGAAGAGCGUGUAGUCUGUCCCCGGCGCCGCUGGGAUCGCCGCUGUACAGACAUGACUGCCUGCUGGAAGAAGAUGAGGAGGACAGUGAGGUUGAUUGGGUUGAUGAUGAUGAUGAUGAUGAGGAGGAGGAAGAGGAGGAAGAACAAGCCUGCGGUCACACUCUAAAGGUGGCUAUCAAUGUGCCAGAUGAAAGGAGGAGCUUGGUUAACCCGUGUGAGCUAAACCCGGCCAGGCUCAAGCAUACCCGGAUGUCUUUCUUUCUGUCGGGGCUGCUGGUGAUGGCCCUGACCAUGCUGUGGCUGGCCUUCAUUUAACACCAAGAGUCCCUGAACAUUGAACCCACGGUGCCCUCGGCCAGUUACAGACUGCUUCAUUCCAGUGCUGUUCUGUCCCUCCACCUUCUGUUCUAUACUCAGUUACCUUUCUUACCUUCCGUGCACCUCAGUUCAGUCUCAAAGGGCCACACUCAGAGAUCAGUUUCAGUCUUUAAAGCGAGCCUAUGUAACUUUUGCUGAACAGCGGCCACUGUGGCCACAAGUAGCCGUUGACCCUCACUAAGCUCCGCCCCCAGCUUAGUUACUGUUGCUACGCCUAUCAAGCUUUUUAACGAUGAUAACGGUGGCAGAUUUAUCAGUGAAAAUUUGUAGUAAUUUUUGAGACGGCGGGUCCUUUUUAACGGAAAACAUCCAUUUCUCUAUAAACUGUCCCAGAAAGAUCUGAUCUGCUAGCUGACUAAAGUAACUUUAGCUGAGGUGGAUUGAUUGACCGCCUCAAGUCAGCAUCCUAACCAGAGGCCUGUACUACGAAGCCUUUUCAACAUACCCAGUAUCUUCUCCUUAUCUGGUUUAAAGGCAGGGUUGACGAUGUUCUCCAGUAUCUCCAGUAUAUCUGUUCUAUUGGUUGA
Sebastes umbrosus (honeycomb rockfish) is the source of this 6082-nucleotide messenger RNA. It is a transcript of the gene epb41a, whose product is annotated as erythrocyte membrane protein band 4.1a. The record is from RefSeq and is a predicted model, not a curated record. Gene Ontology annotation, biological process: cortical actin cytoskeleton organization. The transcript has 18 exons. Bases 177 to 2708 code for a protein of 843 amino acids. Gene Ontology annotation, molecular function: structural molecule activity; actin binding. Lineage: Eukaryota; Metazoa; Chordata; Actinopteri; Perciformes; Sebastidae. Gene Ontology annotation, cellular component: cytoskeleton; plasma membrane.